CCACAGAAUAAAGCAGGAGUUGACAGAGUCGAGCGCACAGUCUUUAAUAACUGAAAGAUUUGAGUUCGUUACAGUAGAGAACGAAGUGGACCAUUUGAGGCUUUCUUCGUUUUUUAUCUUUUCUUUUACAGCAGUUUAGUUUAUUACUGCAACGAGAAGCAUAUCUCGCUAAGUUAGCUUCUUUGCUAACACGACACCUGUUCGGUUUUAUUUGCUUUUUUGCCGAAGAACAGUUUUUGGUUUUAAAGUUUGACCAUGGGAUCCCGAGCGUCCACGUUACUCAGAGAAGAGGAAAUUGAAGAAAUUAAAAAGGAAACUGGCUUCUCACACAGUCAGAUCACUCGCCUGUACAGUCGCUUCACUAGUCUGGAUAAAGGAGAAAAUGGCACCCUUAGUCGAGAAGAUUUCCAAAGAAUUCCUGAGUUGGCCAUCAAUCCCUUGGGAGACAGGAUCAUCAAUGCAUUCUUUCCUGAGGGAGAAGACCAAGUAAACUUCAGGGGAUUCAUGCGGACCUUAGCUCACUUCAGACCAAUUGAAGACAAUGAGAAGAACAAGAAUGUUCCUGCCAGCGAGCCCCUGAACAGCAGGACAAACAAGCUGCUGUUUGCUUUCCGUCUCUAUGACCUGGACAGAGAUAACAAAAUCUCUCGUGACGAGCUCUUGCAGGUCUUAAGGAUGAUGGUUGGUGUAAAUAUUUCAGAUGAACAGCUGGGCAGCAUUGCUGACAGAACCAUCCAGGAAGCUGACAUUAACGGCGAUAACUCAAUUUCCUUCAAUGAAUUCAUUAAGGUCUUGGAGAAAGUGGACGUGGAACAGAAAAUGAGCAUCCGGUUCCUGCACUGACACACACACAAACAGAGUGGAUGCUUUCUGAACCAGUUAGAUCAUCGAGCUUAUGUUUCUACCUUUGCGUUGCUCCGUGUAAACCAAGGGGAUCAUGUGCCUUGUUACUUUAUGCAAUGUCACAAUGUUUUCUGAGAAAUUGAUCAUUAUUUAUUAGCAUUUCAGGGGGUCGCUGUUGGUACCACUGCUGUUCCACUUUAUUUCUGAAACAUAAGCUUGUAGCGCAAUACAAACAAGUGGCAUAAAUGCUGCUGUAGUGAGUAUGCAGAAUAGGAAGAAUCAUUGUAAUCAUUCUGUUCUAUUGUAUCUUUUUUUUUUUUUUUUUUUUUUUUUUUUUUUUUCCUUUUCCACACCUUAAGAGGUUUCGUUGUGAUUCCACUUUAAAAUCGUGGUUUGAAAUAAUGCUUCUGUACUUUAACCUGUGACAAAGCGAGUCUGACCAGCCGUCGUGUUUUGAUCUUGAAGAAAACCAGGAUCUGCUGAAUAGAUUUUUCUAUUCGUUGCUGCAGUCCCAAGACUUUAGUUUCCCUUUAUUAGUGAAUAUAUCAUCAGGAAUUUGUGGCCAUGUCUUUAUUUCUGUGUAUUAAAAGCCAAAGUGACUCUGAUCUUCAGAUCUGGCUGACAACAUGCUAAUGUAAUACUUACAUAGCUGUUAAUGUUUGAGUGAAAACUUUUGAGGUGAGGAUUGUUUAAAGUAUUCCUAGGACCUGCAAUGAAAGGAAAACAUUCAUUAGUGUGACGGCCACAAUGAGGUCACUCAGAUUUAACUGGCUCAGUGGUCUUCCUGCAGGACGGUUUGUCCCUGAAUUGAGGUUUAAGUGAGCUAACAGUGUGUCAGGUGCUGUGGUGGAAAAUGUGACAUGAACCAGACAAUGUAGAAGAAUUACUCAGUGACAAACAGUGCUUCACAUCAGUGUUGCUAGGAAAGCUUUAAAAGGUGUAUAGAUACUGCUGUCAUUUCAAUAAUAGAUUAUAAAUGUUCUGUAGAUAUAAUACAUGUAAGACCCACUUACUUUUGAUUUUUUUUUUAAUAUGUUCUAACAAAAUGCCACUCGAUGUGUUUAAUUGAUGUGAUUGUCAAAUAUACAUGAUUAAAGUUUUUUUGUAGUUAAGAUAAUUGUUGAAUUUGAUUAAAAUAAAAUAAGUGCCACUCUUA
Molecule: messenger RNA, 1999 nt
Organism: Thalassophryne amazonica
Lineage: Eukaryota; Metazoa; Chordata; Actinopteri; Batrachoidiformes; Batrachoididae
Gene: chp1
Product: calcineurin-like EF-hand protein 1
Exons: 7
Coding region: 256-843 (195 amino acids)
Molecular function (GO): calcium ion binding
Source: RefSeq, a predicted model, not a curated record